AUGUCGUCAUCUAACAAGGCUCUUCAGUACUGGCUAUCCUUAGAUUUCUAUAAGGCCACCCGUGAUGAGGCGUCUUCCUUUAGCGAGGAGGAUAUCGCCGAGCACUUGAAUCCCGAGAAGCGUUUGGUUUUCGGCACUGCCGGUCUCCGUUCUCGUAUGGGUGCCGGUUUCGACCGUAUGAACUGCCUCACGGUGAUGCAGGCUUCUCAGGGCCUCUGCAGAUACCUUGAAGGGCAGUUUGGCAAGGAAGCUCUUGCCAAGCGCGGUGUUGUCUUCGGCUUUGAUGGUCGUUACAACUCCAGACGUUUUGCUCACGUGGCGGCUGCUGUGUUCCUUUCCCAGGGUGCUAAGGUCUACUUGUAUGACAAGGCUACUACAUGCACUCCUUUCAACCCUUACUUGGUUAAGAAGUACAACUGCUGUGCCGGUGCUCAGGUCACUGCUUCUCACAACCCCAAGAUGGAUAACGGCUACAAGGUCUAUGCUGCUAAUGGUGCUCAGAUCAUACCUCCCAUGGAUAGUCAAAUUUCUGAUUCCAUUGCUAAGAAUCUUGUUCCAUGGAAGGAGGCUCUCGAGCUCUUGGAUGUUGAUGGAGAGUGUUAUCUUAAGGACACGUCUAAGAUCAUCGAUCCCUAUGAUGAUGUUCUCUUGACUUAUCUCGACCAGAUGUAUCAUGAGCUGUGCCGAUUCCCUGAAGAGAACAAGAAGUGCACCUUGAAGUUCGCUUACACUGCCAUGCAUGGUGUCGGUCUUCCCUUCACUACUGGACUGUUGAAGAGGUUCAACAUCCCUGAUGAGUGCAUUAAGGUUUUCGAGCCCCAGGCUCAUCCUGAUCCCGAGUUCCCCACUGUGCCGUUCCCCAACCCCGAGGAGAAAGGUGCUCUGAAUCUGUGUCUUGCCUUCGCUAAGGAGAACAACUGCGAUUAUGUUAUUGCUAACGAUCCUGAUUCUGAUCGCUUCACUGCUUGUGAGAAACAGAAGAAUGGUGAGUGGCAUCAGUUCACUGGUGAUGAGCUCGGAACUAUCUUCGGAGAUUUCUCCAUUUUGAUGGCCCUUCGUCGUGGUGUCCCAGCCGAGAAGUGCUUGGUUCUUAACUCGACUGUUUCUUCUAAGAUGCUCGCCGCUGUUGCUAAGCACUACGGUUGCCGUUAUACUGAUACCUUGACCGGUUUCAAGUGGCUCGCUAACACUUCUCUCAAGAUGACCGAGGAGAAUCCUGAACUCGUUCACUGCCUUGCUUACGAGGAGGCUAUUGGUUACGCUUUGACCAUGGCUGUCCCUGAUAAGGAUGGUGUCACUGCUGCUUCUGUGUGGGCUGAAAUGGCAAACUACUGGCGUCGUGAGAAGGGUAUCACCCUCUACGAGCGUCUUGAGGAACUCCGUCAGACUGUCGGUUACUUCGCUAACAAUAAUGGCUACUUCUUAUGUUACGAGCCUGCGGUUAUGAAGCAGAUCUUCGAUAAUUUCCGUAACAAUGGAGAUUACGCUAAGACUUUGGGUUCUUCUACUAUUGCUGGUAUUCGUGAUGUAACUCUCGGUUAUGACUCGAGGAUGGCCGAUAAGAAAAGUAUUCUUCCGACUACUCCUGACCAGCAGAUGAUCACGUUGUACUUCGAUAACAAUGCCGUUGUGACUCUUCGGGGUUCCGGCACUGAGCCCAAGCUGAAGUACUACUGCGAGAUGUCCGAUAGGGUGUCUGAGGAGCAGGCUAAGGCUAACUUGGAUGUUGUGGUUAAUGACGUCAUCAACAACUUCUUACAACCCGAGAAGAACGGUCUCGAGAGACGAUAAGUAAGGUUGUUUAUCAGCAGGAUUUAUUGGUGUAGUGAAUGUUCAUGCCCAGGGAGUCUGGGUUUGUUUCCAUUUCUAUACCACUUCCUGUACUAAAUAUCUAGAUCCGUUAUUCAUAUCAUUGUUCAUGAUAAUCCCGGCUAGGCUGGGUGUUAUCUCAAUCAUUAUCUAAUUACUGCUCAGU
Perkinsus marinus ATCC 50983 is the source of this 1975-nucleotide messenger RNA. Its product is annotated as phosphoglucomutase, putative. The transcript has a single exon. Gene Ontology annotation, molecular function: phosphopentomutase activity. NCBI's taxonomy places the organism in Eukaryota, Perkinsozoa, Perkinsida, Perkinsidae. Gene Ontology annotation, biological process: purine ribonucleoside salvage; carbohydrate metabolic process. The coding region runs from base 1 to 1791 and encodes 596 amino acids. The record is from RefSeq and is a predicted model, not a curated record.